Leguminivora glycinivorella is the source of this 5999-nucleotide messenger RNA. RefSeq names its product protein draper-like (gene drpr). The record is from RefSeq and is a predicted model, not a curated record. Lineage: Eukaryota; Metazoa; Arthropoda; Insecta; Lepidoptera; Tortricidae. The coding region runs from base 418 to 4593 and encodes 1391 amino acids. The transcript is spliced from 21 exons. Gene Ontology annotation, molecular function: scavenger receptor activity; protein binding.
UCAGAAUAGCGAUAUUAGUCUUUCUUGUGUAAACGUUUUGUGUUUGGACUGGAAUAUAUUUAUAUUCGCGAUAAAUUAAUUUAAAUUAAUAUUUUUUCCGUGCAAAUAAAAUUGGAACUGUAAUUGUUAGUUAAUAGUGUUUGUGAUUUUCAUUGUAUGAACUAGUUAAAAGUGCUAAUCAAAUCAAUGACGAAGCUACUCAGUGACAAGCAUUACGAAGUUUAGCCUGUGUACUUUUCUUGAGUGUUGAAUGACUAUACCGGAGUAAACAGAAGGUGAAUCAUUGUUAAUAAAGCGGAUUUCUUGAAUAUAAUAGUUUCCCUUGGAUUCCAAGUCUCGCAAAAGCCUGUCGUAACUUCGAAUGCACAUUGUGACGUAACAGUAAACAAUAGUGUUAUGGAGCGGGCGUGAGUCGAGAUGUGGCCGAAGGUUGUUGCGGUGUUGGGGCUCGUGGCUGUGGCCAACGCCAUCCUUGAAGGCCCCAAUGUCUGCAUGAGGAAUGAACCAUAUACAACGAAAGUGCGAGUGACGGAACAGCAGCCCUACCAAGAGAAAGAGUACUCCUGGUGCUUCAACGUCCCACCACGAUGCUCCAAAUACAGAGUCAAGUUCCGGACAAUCUUCAAGACUCAGAUCUUAGUGAAGUACCGGCCAGUUGAGGAGUGCUGUGCCGGGUUUGCGCCGGAUGUAAAUGGCGAGCAAUGUGUGCCUGUGUGCGUGGAUAAGUGCGUACAGGGCAAGUGUGUGGCGCCCAAUACGUGUGCGUGCGAUCAUGGAUACGGAGGACCGGCUUGCGAUAUAUCAUGUCCAAAAGGCAAAUGGGGCCGCAACUGCCAAAACUCCUGCCAAUGUCUGAACGGCGGUACCUGCGAGCCUUUGACCGGGGAAUGCGCCUGCGCACCUGGUUGGCGAGGCGAAGCGUGCGAGAAAGCGUGUGCGCCCCCGACCUUUGGCGACAACUGUAUUGAGACGUGCCAGUGUAGGAAUGGUACUUGUGACGCUGCCAGCGGAGCGUGCGAGUGUAUACCAGGCUUUACUGGGCCACUGUGCGAAGACCACUGCCCAACGCUAGUCGCCUGUCCGCAAGGUUGCCGGUGUCAAAAUGGCGGCAAGUGUCAUCCACUUUCCGGACAAUGCGACUGUGCGCCCGGUUGGAGUGGGGAGGUUUGCGCUAACAGAUGUCCGUCUGGUAAAUGGGGAGAGCAAUGCGAGCGGAGCUGCGAAUGCGCCAAUGGUGCGAGUUGCCACCACGUCACUGGUCACUGCCACUGCGAGGCUGGCUACACCGGAGAAAAGUGCAUGGAGACCUGCAAACCAGGGACCUACGGUGUCGACUGCAACAGAACAUGCGAAUGUCUCCACGGUGGCGAAUGUUCGCCAAAAGACGGCUCGUGUACGUGCAAACCUGGGUGGAAGGGCGUACAUUGCGAGCUCCGCGCUUGCCCUGACGGCAAAUAUGGGAAGAUGUGCGAAAAGGAUUGUGAAUGUGACCCGGCUAAUACUGACCUAUGUGACCCCUGGACCGGCGCGUGCGAUUGCUCAGCGGGUUGGGCGGGAGAAACCUGCUCGCGACAGUGCGCGCUCUUAACAUACGGCAAAGGAUGCCGCUCGAGUUGCCGGUGCGAGAACAGCGGCCUCUGCUCGCCUGUCAACGGAUCCUGUCUCUGCGCGCCGGGCUACCACGGUUUACGCUGCGAGCAGCCGUGCCAGUUCCCGCACUACGGGGACAACUGCCGCGACACCUGCGCCUGCGCCAACAACGCCACCUGCUCGCACGAGACCGGCCAGUGCAAAUGUCCGCCCGGUUACGAUGGAUUGAAAUGCGACCGGCCAUGCGACGGCAAGAAAUACGGAUUGAAGUGUCUACAAGAGUGCCAAUGUGAAAACAAUGCGCCCUGCAACCCUGUCAAUGGUGAAUGUAUCUGCGGCCCAGGCUACACAGGUUCCAAGUGCGAACACACUUGCCCCCCACACUACUUCGGUCAAGACUGCCGUUCGCCCUGCAACUGUGGGGCUAACGCUCGCGGCUGCGACCACGUGACUGGACGCUGCCAGUGCGAGACUAGCUGGCGAGGUCUCACUAGGAAACUAGGUAUCCGUUGCGAAACGCAAUGCGAGCAAGGUUUCUUUGGCGAUGGCUGCUCGGAGCGGUGCCCGUGCGUGAACAACUCUUCGUGCGAUGCCGAUACCGGCCGGUGCGAAUGCUCUGCCGGCUGGACUGGUGUUAACUGCUCGCAGCCAUGCUCUCCUGGUACCUAUGGAGCUGGUUGCUCUCAAAAAUGCGCCCCUGGACCUGGUGGUAACACGACAUGCGACCCAGUCACAGGCGUGUACGCGUGCCCCAGCGGAUACACGGGUGCGUCUUGCGAGUACCCGUGUCCUCUCGGCACUUUCGGCCCGCACUGCGCAGAGAAGUGCGCUUGCAAGAAUGGUGCUGACUGCCACCAUGUUACGGGAGCGUGUCAAUGCCCUCCCGGCUGGCUGGGCCGGCUGUGCGACGAGGCGUGCCCCGCGGGGUGGUGGGGCGCCAACUGCACGCAGCCGUGCCGCUGCGCCGCCGCCGCCGCCUGCCGCUCCAACGACGGCUACUGCCGCUGUCCGCCCGGCUACAGGGGCGCGUACUGCACGCAGUGUGAGUACCUCACUAUAUGCACGAGUGUGACAGUGUUCUCCAACUGCACGCAGCCGUGCCGCUGCGCCGCCGCCGCCGCCUGCCGCUCCAACGACGGCUACUGCCGCUGUCCGCCCGGCUACAGGGGCGCGUACUGCACGCAGUGUGAGUACCUCACUAUAUGCACGAGUGUGACAGUGUUCUCCAACUGCACGCAGCCGUGCCGCUGCGCCGCCGCCGCCGCCUGCCGCUCCAACGACGGCUACUGCCGCUGUCCGCCCGGCUACAGGGGCGCGUACUGCACGCAGUGUGAGUACCUCACUAUAUGCACGAGUGUGACAGUGUUCUCCAACUGCACGCAGCCGUGCCGCUGCGCCGCCGCCGCCGCCUGCCGCUCCAACGACGGCUACUGCCGCUGUCCGCCCGGCUACAGGGGCGCGUACUGCACGCAGUGUGAGUACCUCACUAUAUGCACGAGUGUGACAGUGUUCUCCAACUGCACGCAGCCGUGCCGCUGCGCCGCCGCCGCCGCCUGCCGCUCCAACGACGGCUACUGCCGCUGUCCGCCCGGCUACAGGGGCGCGUACUGCACGCAGUGUGAGUACCUCACUAUAUGCACGAGUGUGACAGUGUUCUCCAACUGCACGCAGCCGUGCCGCUGCGCCGCCGCCGCCGCCUGCCGCUCCAACGACGGCUACUGCCGCUGUCCGCCCGGCUACAGGGGCGCGUACUGCACGCAGUGUGAGUACCUCACUAUAUGCACGAGUGUGACAGUGUUCUCCAACUGCACGCAGCCGUGCCGCUGCGCCGCCGCCGCCGCCUGCCGCUCCAACGACGGCUACUGCCGCUGUCCGCCCGGCUACAGGGGCGCGUACUGCACGCAGUGUGAGUACCUCACUAUAUGCACGAGUGUGACAGUGUUCUCCAACUGCACGCAGCCGUGCCGCUGCGCCGCCGCCGCCGCCUGCCGCUCCAACGACGGCUACUGCCGCUGUCCGCCCGGCUACAGGGGCGCGUACUGCACGCAGUUUUGCCCAGAAGGCUACUUCGGCGACCACUGCAUGGAGCCCUGCAUGUGUCCCGAAGGCAACUGGGACUGCCACCCGGUGAAGGGCUGCGUGUGCCGCCGCGGCUUCAUCGGAGACUCCUGCGACACUCACGCCUCGGGCGCCAUCGUGGUCGACCACGCCGAGGGAAGCAGCAACGCAGGCCUAACAGCGACGAUGGUCAUCCUACUACUUUUAUGCGUAGCCGCCGCUGCGCUAAUGCUGUUCUACUACCGCAAGCGAGUCAAGAACCUCAAGCGGGAGAUAGCCCAUGUGCACUACACCGCCGACCCGGCCACGCAGCCAGAGCAACACUUCGACAACCCCGUGUAUUCCUACCAAGGCUCAACCCGCAGCGAUGAAACAACGCUCCUGAAUAACGCUAACCACAUUCACAAUAAUCUUAGCAAGCUCAGCAACACUACUAUGGAGAAAAUGCGGAACCGACCCACUGGAUCCAGUGACACCUAUGACCCGCUGUCGUGUCUCAAGAAUAAGGAUGCGGACCUGACCAACCCGAAUCUGUAUCACUGCAUCGAUGAUAACAAGCUCGAUCAUGUCUACGAUGAGAUCAAACAUAAGGAGGGCUACGAAAUGGAAUACGACCAUCUAAACUACACCCCGCCGGCCAACAAAUGGAAGCCGCACUACCAGCGCAUGGCCAACGGCCUCACCCCCUCCCCCGCCCCUUCCGCCACAUCCAGUUCGACUCCCGGCGCCGUCGUGCCGCCCAUCCCGCCGCUGCCCAAGCUCAACGUCGCCCACGUGUCCCCCGUCGCCCGCGCGCCCGUGAGUACUGUAGCCCCGGCAGCCCCGUUGAGCAACGGGGCUGUAGCCUCUGUAGCCCCCGCGUGCAGCCCACUGCCGUGUACUGGGGCCGCGACGCCGCCCGUGCCGCCGCCGCGUGAGACAGUUGAAGAUGUGGAGGCGCCGUGACGCAACGAGUGGGUACCGUUUGGACCGGUCGCCGGUGAAUUUGUUUAACGGGAGGGUCGUAUAACGAUAUAGAUACGUAGGUCAUUUCACGAAACCUGGCACGAAUGGUAUAAACUAGACUUUGAUGUGCGGUCACCGGCAGUAACAUCGCACAAAAAGAAAAAUUAUCAAAGUUAUUUGACAAAAUCUUAUUUCUAGAUACGUAAGAACUUGUCAAAUUUUAAUGCAGCCUUCUUUUUGUGCGAUGUUGUCGCCGGUGACUGUAUAAUGACAGGUGUCGGAUCGCUGUACAGUAGUAACUAUUAAGAGCCACUUUUUAUUGGUUAAUCUAUCACUAUCACACACGUACAUUUUACAUACACUCAUUCGUACCAGCUCUUGUGAAUUAACCUGUAUUUGAAUUGAUGGUGAGAAAAAGAUCUAAUUAGAAUCACAUACAUAAACGACACUUUUUUGAGUUUUAAAAGAAAUGUUUGCUUUUCAAACUCUGAAUUUUAAGCGUUGGUCUGAUAACAUUAUUCCAUAUCAAUGUACGAUACAAAUGCAUUUGAAAUAAAUUGUUAACAUCUUUGACAUAAUCAAAUAAAAUUAGAAAUAGACACCUUCUUCCUACACCAUUUAUUCAAAAAAUUAUAUUUUAAUACGUAAGUCGUUAUGCAAAAGCCGCUUUCUAUACCUCCCGUAUCACGAACUAGGAAGGGACUGUAAAAAACGCAAGUGAUCUCCUGUUUUUGAAUGAAUUCAUACAUUUAUUACGUCUACUGCGUUAAAGAAAUAUAUCAUAAGUCUUACUAUAAGGGUUGUGGAGGACGUUAUAUUUACGUAAACUCUCUAUUGAAACGAAAUCAGAUGAUGUAUUUAAAAUUCUUAAAAUGAAAUAUUUCACAUUUUAUGAAAAAUUGUCAUUUAUCGGCAUUUCAAGUGAAGAUCGAAUGUUUUGCUGUGUUUUAAAAACGUGAAUCAUUUUAUAUUUAUUAGGGAAUGUUUAUUUCUAAAAUCAUUAAUUUUAAGUAGAUAAAUACUGCCCAUCGCUUUAAUUUAAUACCUAAAGAUGUAUCAUUGAUAUUUACACUACCAUUUUCAUUGUAGCUUAAGAAAACUUUUCGCUAUUUAUCUAUUGGUACCGCCUAAUCAUAUGGUCGUUCUAUUUAUGCAAAUGUAUAAAAACAACCUAUAUUAUAGGAUUUAUAGGUUGUGCAAAAGCAUUUGUAUUAUAAAAAAAAUUGUGGGAAGGGUACGAAACACUUCAAAAUUUUACAUAGGUAGCUAAAUCUUUAUUUUUGGUGGUUGUAAAAAUGACGUCAAAUUUUUACAACCACCACCUUGUUAAAGAAACGUAAAAUAUAUAAUACGUACGUAGUGUAUUUAACAAUGUUUGUAUAUAGUUUCAUACAAUGCCAAUAGUU